AUGCACCCACUGGGCUUGUGUAAUAACAACGAUGAAGAGGACUUGUAUGAAUACGGCUGGGUAGGUGUGGUGAAGCUGGAACAGCCAGAGUUGGACCCGAAACCAUGCCUCACUGUCCUGGGCAAGGCCAAGCGGGCAGUGCAGCGGGGAGCUACUGCGGUCAUCUUUGAUGUGUCGGAAAACCCAGAAGCUAUUGACCAGCUAAACCAGGGCUCAGAAGACCCGCUCAAGAGGCCAGUGGUGUACGUGAAGGGUGCAGAUGCCAUCAAGCUGAUGAACAUUGUCAACAAGCAGAAAGUAGCUCGAGCGAGGAUUCAGCACCGCCCCCCUCGACAACCCACUGAGUACUUCGACAUGGGGAUUUUCCUGGCGUUCUUCGUCGUCGUCUCCUUGGUCUGUCUCAUCCUCCUUGUCAAAAUCAAGCUGAAGCAGCGGCGCAGUCAGAAUUCCAUGAACAGGCUGGCUAUCCAAGCUCUACAGAAGAUGGAAACCAGGAAGUUCAACUCCAAGAGCAAGGGGCGCCGGGAGGGGAGUUGUGGGGCGCUGGACACGCUCAGCAGCAGCUCCACGUCCGACUGCGCCAUCUGCCUGGAGAAGUACAUCGACGGGGAGGAGCUGCGGGUUAUCCCCUGUACUCACCGCUUUCACAGGAAGUGCGUGGACCCCUGGCUGCUGCAGCACCACACCUGCCCCCACUGUCGCCACAACAUCAUAGAGCAAAAGGGAAACCCGAGCGCCGUGUGCGUGGAGACCAGCAGCCUCGCGCGCAGCCGGCAGCAGAGGGUGAUCUUGCCGGUGCACUACCCCGGCCGCGUGCACAGGACCAACGCCAUCCCGGCCUACCCUACCCGCACGAGCAUGGACUCCCACGGGAACCCCGUCACCCUGCUGACCGUGGACCGGCACGGGGAGCAGGGCCUCUACUCCCCGCAGACCCCCAGCUACAUCCGUGGCUACCCGCCCCUCCACCUGGACCCCGCCCUGGCCCCUCACCGUUGCGGCCUGGAGCACCGGGCCUACUCCCCAGCCCACCCCUUCCGCAGGCCCAAGUUCAGCGGCCGCAGCUUCUCCAAGGCAGCUUGCUUCUCCCAGUACGAGACCAUGUACCAGCACUACUACUUCCGGGGCCUCAGCUACCCGGAGCCCGAGGGCCAGGCCCCGGCCAGCCUCGCUCCCAGGGGCCCGGCGCGUGCCUUUCCCCCAGGCGGCGGCGGGGGCGGCGGCAGCGGGGGUGGCGGCGGCGGGGGCGGCCUGCUCUUCCCCACCGUGGUGCACGUGGCCCCGCCGUCCCGCCUGGAGAGCGGCAGCACGUCGAGCUUCAGCUGCUACCACGGCCACCGCUCGGCGUGCAGCGGCUACCUGGCCGACUGCCCGGGCAGCGACAGCAGCAGCAGCUCCGGCCAGUGCCACUGCUCCUCCAGCGACUCCGUGCUGGACUGCACCGAGGUCAGCAACCAGGGCGUGUACGGGAGCUGCUCCACCUUCCGCAGCUCCCUCAGCAGCGACUACGACCCCUUCAUCUACCGCAGCCGGAGCCCCUGUCGCGCCAGCGAGGUGGGGGGCGCGGGUGGCUCGGCCCGGGGGCCGCCCGAGGAGCUCCCGGCGGCCCACAGUCAAGGUGCUGGGCGGGGAGAGCCCUGGCCCGCGCCUGCCUCGCCCUCGGGGGACCAGCUGUCCACCUGCAGCCUGGACAUGAACUACAGCAGCAGCUCCUCCCUGGAGCACAGGGGUCCCGCUAGCUCUACCUCAGAAGUGGGGCUCGAGGCUUCUCCCGGGGCUGCCCCAGACCUCAGGAGGACCUGGAAGGGGGCCCGCGAGGGGCUGUCGUGUGCCUGCUGCUGCGAGCCCCAGCCCUCCACACUGGAGCCCAGCGUCGCAGUGGCGGGGGGCAGCACGUCGUUCCUGGGCCCCACGGGCAGGGAGGCGCAGCCGGGGAGCGCCCAGGGCCUGCACGGCCUUCACCCAGACCGUUUGCCCAGGACAGAAGGGGUGAAGCGCGAGGGCCUGCCCUGCUGCUUCUAUGAAGAGAAGCAGGUGGCCCGUGCCAGCGGAGGGGGCAGUGGCUGCUACGCCGAGGACUGCUCGGUGAGCGUGCAGUACACGCUCGCCCAGGAGCCCCCGCCCGGCUGCCCCCCGGGGGCCCGGGACCUGAGCCGGCGCAUCCCCAUUAUUCCGGAGGAUGUGGACUGUGACUUGGGCCUGCCCUCGGACUGCCAAGGGACCCAUGGCCUCGGGCCCUGGGGUGGGACACUGGGCCCGGAUGCCCUGCGGCCCCACCGAGGCCUAGGAGCGAGCCAGGAAGAAAAGCCGGUUCUUUGCUGCCAGGCCAGGGCUCCGCUCCCGCCCGGCUGCCCUCCGGAGGGUGCAGAGGCCGCCGGGGCCAGCUUUCCCGGGGCCCCCCAGGACACUCAGGAGUCCAGCGCCCCCGCCACUGAGGCUGCAGGACAGAGAUCUCCCCCAGCAGACGGCGGCACGGGAGCCUGAGCUCAGAAGGAAUCUUCCGUGGAAAUGGGGACUGUAUGGAGACUCCCAAGCUCUGACUUCCUUCAGAAAAAAAAAAAAAAAGAUUUUUUUUUUUUUUUUUUUUUAGCUUUGACAAACACACAAAAGUGGUAAUAAAGCGAGCCCUCCUUCUCAACCCAAAAUGUGAGCCGCCUGUGGCAAACUGCCCCCACCCCUCCAUUAACAAACCAACAGACAAAAUUCUCUGAGUCUUUUGCCUCUUUUGAUAACAUGGUAUAUUCUGUU
Molecule: messenger RNA, 2748 nt
Organism: Neomonachus schauinslandi (Hawaiian monk seal)
Lineage: Eukaryota; Metazoa; Chordata; Mammalia; Carnivora; Phocidae
Gene: ZNRF3
Product: zinc and ring finger 3
Exons: 8
Coding region: 1-2484 (827 amino acids)
Biological process (GO): negative regulation of canonical Wnt signaling pathway; ubiquitin-dependent protein catabolic process; Wnt receptor catabolic process
Molecular function (GO): frizzled binding; ubiquitin protein ligase activity
Source: RefSeq, a predicted model, not a curated record